UUUCCCAGACCAACUCAAACAAGCAAAACAAGAAAAAAACACAAAGCUCCAUAUCUAUUUGAACAAUGUCUACCACAGUAGAAAAUGUUGUUGCAAAGACACCGGAUGUCGAGAUUGAUCCCAAGAGUGCGGCUGAGAAAGUCACGAAUGGAGCUGCAAAGGAAGGAAGCCACGAAAACGGAACAAAGGCCACAGCAGGAGCAGAGGAGGAGGCAAAGCAGGAGAAUGUUCAGGAGCAGGUGGUUAAGAAAGAAGUGCCCCUUCAGCUCGAGCCCAAGAGUGGAGUUUCCUUCGCGGUUGAGUUGGAUGAUGGAAAGCAAUUAUUUGCUGCUGGUUUGAGGAAGAAAAGCAUGUUUGGAGUUGGCAUCAAAGUCUAUGGCUUUGGGAUGUAUACUGACAAUGAGAAAAUGAAAGAAGUUAUGAAGUCGAAGAUUGGGAAAUGCCCAACAAAACCAACAAAAGAGAUGUACCAAGCAGUGAUCGACAGUGAUUUUGGCAUGACAGUGAAGAUGGUGAUAGUCUACACUUCACUCACCAUGAGCAUGGUCAAGAAGAGUUUCGAUGAAGGUCUUGGAGCAGCUAUCAAGAAACUCACUGGUGGAAAAAAUGAUGAACUCAUAAAGAAGCUGUUGGGUGAAGCUUCUGAUGACAUGAAGCUGCCAAAAGACUCUGUCAUUGAAAUUACUCGCCUUCCGGGCUACACACUCCAGACAACAGUGAUGGGGAAGGUGGUUAGCAAGGUGGAAAGCGAACUUCUGUGCAGGGCCUAUUGCUACCUCUACUUGGGUGAAGAUCCACUGGACAAGGAAGCCAAGGAGAAAUUUGGGACGUCCCUUCUUUCUCUGUUCUAGAUCAAAGUGCAGAUCUAUCAGUUGUAUGCAUGGCUAGCUUUAGCACAAAUAAUGGCAGUGUCAAGUUUUUCCUUGUAUGGCUGCAGCUUUGCUUAAUAAUGAGUAGUUGUCGGGUUUCUUUUUUAAUCUGAACGAGUCCUACUCUUUUGUAUCCUGUUCCAACUUCUAUUUGUUAAAAUCUCUAAAUUAUAAAUGGGAAGGAGGUUGCUAAUUUCA
Daucus carota subsp. sativus is the source of this 1067-nucleotide messenger RNA. Its product is annotated as chalcone isomerase-like protein 1. Gene Ontology annotation, molecular function: fatty acid binding; intramolecular lyase activity. The transcript has 4 exons. Gene Ontology annotation, biological process: fatty acid metabolic process. Gene Ontology annotation, cellular component: chloroplast stroma. NCBI's taxonomy places the organism in Eukaryota, Viridiplantae, Streptophyta, Magnoliopsida, Apiales, Apiaceae. The record is from RefSeq and is a predicted model, not a curated record. The coding region runs from base 66 to 851 and encodes 261 amino acids.